Molecule: messenger RNA, 1233 nt
Organism: Pecten maximus
Lineage: Eukaryota; Metazoa; Mollusca; Bivalvia; Pectinida; Pectinidae
Exons: 1
Coding region: 1-1233 (410 amino acids)
Biological process (GO): DNA integration
Molecular function (GO): nucleic acid binding
Source: RefSeq, a predicted model, not a curated record
AUGGACCCCUUUGUUAAAGAUGGUGUCAUUCACGUAGGAGGUCGUCUUGAAAGAGCUGAAAUUUCGUAUGAUGCAAAACACCCCGUGGUGUUGCCUAGGGAAUCUGUCGUAUCGAGACUCGUUGUGGAUGAUGCCCACAGAUCAUGUGGUCACUUAGGAAAAAACACUGUUCUUGCAUUCAUUCGAGAAAACUAUUGGAUUGUUGGUGCUCGCACUCUGGUGAAAUCUAUUCUUUCCAAAUGUGUGACUUGUAGGAAAUACAGAGCUCCAUGUGUUGAGCAAAAGAUGGCAAACUUACCCGCAGAGCGACUCGCAGCUGAUCAGCCUCCUUUCAGCAGAACUGGGAUGGACUUCUUCGGACCCUUUGAACUGAAACGUGGAAGGAGUGUGGUAAAGCGAUAUGGGGUAUUGUUUACCUGUCUUGUGACUCGUGCGGUCCAUUUAGAAGUUGCUGCGUCGCUCGAUACAGAUUCUUGCAUCAACUCCAUUCGACGAUUUAUCGCUCGCAGAGGAAAACCUGUAUUUAUUAGAUCGGAUAACGGAACCAACCUUGUCGGUGCUCAACGAGAAAUGAAGGAAAAUAUUCAGAAAUGGAACACAGACAAAAUUCGUGAUAACAUGUUGCAGAGUAGCAUUCAGUGGGAAUUCAAUCCUCCCUCUGGUUCUCACUUCGGCGGAGUCUGGGAAAGACUCAUUAGGUCUGUGAGACAGGUGUUGUACUCUGUUAUGCAUGAGCAGAAUGCGAAACUGGAUGACGAAGGACUUCAGACACUCUUUUGUGAGGUAGAGGCUAUCUUAAAUGGACGCCCGUUAACUGAAGCAUCGGAUAACGUAACUGACCUACGGGUUUUGACCCCAAACCAUCUGCUAUUGCUUCAGCCUGGAGAGUAUUUCCCACCUGGAACAUUCGUCGCCACGGAUAACUAUGCCAGAAGGAGGUGGAGACAGAUACAGUACCUUUCAGAUAUUUUCUGGAAUAGGUGGACCAAGGAAUACUUACCGCUUCUGCAAGGACGCCAGAAAUGGAUGAAGAAACGACGCAAUAUGCAGACUGGAGAUCUUGUGCUGAUCGCUGAUAGUACACCUAGGCAUGCGUGGAUAACCGGUAGGAUUCAGGAAGUUGUGAAAGACAAACAUGACUUAGUGCGAUUCGUGAAAGUUAAGAUCCCUUCCAAUGUGUUAACGCGUCCAGUAACAAAACUUGUGCUCUUGCUCGAGUCAGACAUUGAGUAA